AAUUUUCGUUGGGUGCUUCGCCUGGCCUACGAAUGAUAAAAAUACUAAUUCUAAGCGCCUGAUAAUUUAAAACAGCAAAUUUAAACAAUAAAAAUUCAGGCAAGGCAAGAAAUUUUUUUUUUCAUUCUAUCUCCAACAUCUCAGCAAUGCUGCAUUUUCAAGGACAAAUCUAUCAGUAGUCAGUUGGCUGCCAGCAGCCGAGCGAGACACACGAUGGUAUCGCUAUGACGGCACAACGCGAUCGUCGCGACGACAAUGUCGAAUUGUUACCUUUAAAAUCUAUGCUAGUGAAUAAUAAUUACAGGGAAGAUGAAGUGUACUAUCCUCCGGCUCCAGCCCUUAAUAAUAAUCCGUCGAGUUCUAAUCUUAACGACUAUACGCUCCUGUCGAAACGCACGCCGGCCUCAAAGCGGCUUUUAUCAAGAAAUGCUCAGCCGUCGACGAUGCCACCACUGUUGACACUGUGUGGUGCUCCUCCGCCUUCUAGAAAACGGGAGGAGUUAGCAGCUCUUGCUAAUUUGAGGAAAAAAGUGGCUCCUGCACUCUUACAUCAUGAUAGGAGGCCAAUAAAAAACAACAACGACCCUGCAGAUAAUGAAACCGAGCCGCUUGAUAACCGACCCAAAUUGUUACAAAAGGUACUACGAACAAGGCCUGUCAGCAUGGUGGUGCAGUGGAGUGAGGUGAGGACAGCGUGGCAGGACAGCGAUUUUAUUACGGAAUGUCUGUGCUGGCAUAACGUCUACCGACAGAGGCAUGGAGCUCCCCAAUUGUAUAUGGCACCUGAGUUGUGUGACUAUGCCCAGGCUUGGGCAAACCAUCUGGCACACACCAACAAGUUUCACUACAGGAACGACAGAGAUGUCGGACAAAACCUCUACCAGCGACCUGUGAGCGAUAUACAACCAGAUAUUACAGGGCAAGAAGUGUCAUCAUAUUGGUACGCAGCGGUGCGUCAAUACAGGUUUUUCAAAGAGCCAGAUGUUCUCCAUGCUAAUGUUAAUGCUGGUCACUUUACCCAAAUGGUGUGGAUAUCGACUCGCUACUUUGGUGUCGGAAAAGCGCGUUCUCGCGCUGGAAAAGUAAUAGUGGUGGCUAACUAUUCACCACCUGGCAAUAGUUCAGGCCAAUUCGAGACCAAUGUGCUUCCACCGCUUCCGGACAACACUCCCGAAUUACCCCCGGAACAGUGACGAAGGUUCUCCAUACGUGGUAGGAGACUUAGGAUCGACGCCACGAUGAAUAGAUAAGGAGUAUCCUAGAGAAGGCCUAAAGAAAGCAUUAUUAUUAUACUUAUGUGUUGAAACUGCUUCAUUUGAUAUACUGGUACAUUCAUUAUUCUUGUCUUGACGAAAAUAGUUGUUCCGGAAAGCCAUUUCAG
Pieris napi is the source of this 1381-nucleotide messenger RNA. RefSeq names its product ectin-like. The transcript has 7 exons. The record is from RefSeq and is a predicted model, not a curated record. Gene Ontology annotation, cellular component: extracellular region. Lineage: Eukaryota; Metazoa; Arthropoda; Insecta; Lepidoptera; Pieridae. The coding region runs from base 225 to 1193 and encodes 322 amino acids.